AUGGCAGCUGACAAGGUCAAGAUCAUCCAGGACUGGCCUGAGCCACGGAAAGUCAAGGACAUUCAGUCCUUCCUCAGCUUUGCCAAUUUUUAUAGAUGGUUCAUUUACAAUUACUCCGACAUCUGCGUUCCCCUCACCCAGCUCACUCAAAAGGGUGUUCCCUUCAAGUUCUCUGACAAAGCCUGGGAAUCGUUCAACUACCUCAAGAAAGCCUUCACCAUGGCUCCCAUCCUCACCCAAUGGGUCCCAGAUCAGCCCAUCAUCCUUGAAACUGAUGCUUCUGACUAUGCUCUUGCUGCCAUCCUCUCUAUCGAGCUGACUAAUGGAGAAAUCCAUCUGGUUGCUUUCCACUCCCGAACGUUCAAUCUGACCAAACUGAACUACGACGUCCACAACAAGGAACUUUUUGCCAUCUAUGAAUCAUUCUGGAUCUGUCAGUUCAACCUCAUCAUUUGCUUCUGGUCCGGCAAGCUUGGUGCCAAACUGGAUGCCCUUACUAGACAAUGGGACAUCUACCUAAAAGAGGGAGGUAGCGACUAUGCCACUGUCAACCCUCACAACCUCCAUCCAGUAUUCACCCAGGAACAGUUGGCUACAUCCCUCCAAGCAUCAACUCUGAUCACACCCUCACUGCCCACUCAACUUCCGGCACCCACUGACCCCAAGUUCACCCUGUCCCCCAACAGCCUACUACUACUCAACGACCGCAUCUUCGUUCCAGACAAUAACAACCUAUGGAUCCACAUUUUGCAAACCAAGCACGAUCAUCCAUUAGCUGGUCACUUCAGCCAGAACAAGACUCUCAAGUUGGUCCGACGAGAGUAUGCAUGGCCUGGUAUGCGCAACUUCAUCAAAGACUAUGUCAAUUCUUGUGUUGUUUGCAACCGAGUCAAGCCACACUGCCACGAGCCUUAUGGGCUCCUCAAGCAGCUUCCAGUUCCUGAGCAUCCUUGGGAUUCCAUAUCCAUGGACCUCAUUGAGAAGCUUCUGCCUUCCGCUGGUUUCACUGACAUCCUAGUCACUGUUGAUAGACUCACAAAGCAAUCCCUGUUCAUUCCGACCCAUUCCGAUCUCACAGCCGUCAAGUUGGCCAAACUGUUCAUCCUCAAUGUAUUCUCCAAGCACGGUGUCCCCUCUCACAUCACUUCCGAUUGCAGCUCCAAGUUCGUCUCACACUUCUUCUGA
This is a messenger RNA of Cyclocybe aegerita, 1185 nucleotides long. The record is from the annotation of a GenBank genome assembly. NCBI's taxonomy places the organism in Eukaryota, Fungi, Basidiomycota, Agaricomycetes, Agaricales, Hemipholiotaceae.